AUGAUUUCAAGAAGCGGUCAACUUCAUGCAAAGUUGCCGCUCAACCGUCGAAUACGUCUAGGCGUGCGCUUAACACAGCCCUGCCCAAGGGCAAAUUCAACCUCUUUUGUAUGUGAUGCUCAGCUCUCAAGGUCAGCAGUGUCCAGACCAGCUGUGUCCCUAAUAGAUGCCCCAGGCGAUACACCGCCUCUGCAACACGGAGCCGCUUCUUCUGGGCACCCGGUUGUGGGGCUUCUUUCAGCAGAUCCAUGUCGUGUCCCAGCUUUGCGCUUGUCAAACGCAAGUUUUGUGGCGGAGACGCCUGACGCAAGCCCUCUUACACAUGACGAAGGCGUCCCCGCUACACCUACGGAGGAACUGGGCAUCUUCCUAGCCUGCGGAGCAGCCUUAGGUCCCCACGCCCAACUCGAUUACACCUCUGCACGCGAUUCGCAGCUGCUAUACCAUGAACAACAGCGUCAACCAGUCGAAGCCCAGCAACACGAACAACAACCUGAUCCAGAAGCGAAGUGGACAGCACAUCUAGCAGCGGCGUCAACCUUGCUGGAGCCUCAGGCCCGCUGUUGGGUCCAGGACCCUUCAUCCAUUACAGGACGCAAUACCUUUCAACAGCCACGGCCCCCACAAUCAUCACCACGGAGCCGAGCUGGGAAUCCGCAGGGUUCCUUUCCCGACUACAUCGGAAUUGCAGCUGAGGCCCCCGCAGCGGAGCUCCCCCUGCGACCCACAUCACAAGUCUCCUGGCAGGCCAGAGGAGCCCCCGCAGUAACGGCAACGCUGGAGACAGCCGGCGCCAGCGUACCCCCAACUACCAGUGUCAGUGUCUACGAGCCCCGUCCUCGGAGCCCGUCCUAUCGGUCGUCCUCACGACCCACUUCUGCAAACGCUGCAGCAGCUUCCCCCAAGCUUUCGGCGCUUCCUGCCGUUGCUCCUGCACCGAGUGCCAAGAGCGGCCCCGGCUUCGCUUCCCUCACCAUGACCCGUGGGAGCCCCGUGGCCACCGGUACCGGCAGGGUGGCUGCAGGGCGGCAACCGGGUGGCAACCACAUCGUGGUGGACCCACGUCGUGGCGCCAUGGUGUGCAGUCCCACUGCUCGGGUGCCGAGCGCCGGCAGCGGUCAGCCGCGGAGUCCACCAGGUGCAACAUCAGCAUCAGCACCUGGGGGACAGCAACAGCUGCAGGCGCUGUCGACGUCGCCCUCUCGGCAUCAGCAUCCGCCGUCCGUUAAUCACUACCCGGGUCUGGCCUUAGCGCCAUGUAAGCCCUCGCCGCGCGGCGUGGAAGGGGAGCUGGCGCCAGUCGCCGCCAACGUCGGUUCCACUGCUGCCGACGGAAGGCCGUCGCGUGUCCGGGUGCUGAACUUAGGGGUUUCCAACAGGUUGCACACGUACGCAGUGUCGCCCCAUGUCGGCGGUGAACAGGACCAGGCGCUUCCCGGGACUCGAGUAUCCGCCGUGGCCCUUCCGGCGUUUCAGCACUUAAGAGCGACGGGGGUCAUGGUCGCUGGGGCUGCCGCUGGCUCCUCCGCUGCGACGCCGCUGCCGCCUGCGCUCCGGCAGCAGGCGACGGCGGCGGCGGCGGCAGCGGCACCAGCGGCACAGGACCGGACGCCCGCGGGUCAGCCGUUGCGGGGCGUGUACGGCACAGGGGGGUGUACUGUGCCGCCGAGCAGCGCCAAGAGCACCCCGUUCGAUGAGGAGAUGCUUGCGGUGCUUGACUCCCUCGAGCGUCGCAUCGGCAAUGCCGCCGCCGCCGCCGCCGUACAUGGGGCCCCCGUGCCCUGGGCGCCGACGGCGGCAGCAGCAACGAGGCCUGGGUUUUGCACCGAGGCUAAUGUUCUACCGCCCGCGUGUGACGGCGCUGCUCCAGGGAACGUUGUUGAGACGGGUGUGACGCCUCAGGCGGCGCUCCGCGGCGUCUUGCAGUCGGCGGUAGCGGUGGGGGCGACACCCGAGCUGGAGUCCGCGGGUUUGCUCGCGGCGUUGGACGCAAUUGAGGAACGACACCGCCUCGCUGAGGCCGCCGCCGCCGCCGCCGCUGCUGCCGCGGAGGCUGUGAACGGCGGCGCCGCGCCACAAGCCGGAGCUGCUACCGCCGUGGGCAUUGCCGUACAUGGCUCUGUUACAGCGCCUGGCGGCAUGGGCCGCGGCGGCGGUGGCGGCAGCGGUGACGACAGCAGUAGCAGCAGUAGUGACGAUGAAGAGGCGGAGCACGCGGAAGCUUACGCGGCGCCGCUGACGCAGCGGGCCCUGGUGGAGGGGCAUGUACGGCAGGGACGGAGCCAGCGGCCGUCCAGAAACCUGCUUGCCUCGAUGGCAGCCGCCUCCGGCGAAACCCCGGAAGGGAAUGGCGGGCGCGGCGGUGAUGGCGGCGACCUGCAGGCCGAGGUGGCGGACGUGUGCGGUGUUGCCGGCGGUACGGCGGAGCUGGUGGACGAGCCGCCGCCGCCGCCACCGGCACCCCCGCGGCAGCUGGAGGCGUACCUACCGGCGCCGCUGUGUCAGGCGUACUACGAGCGUGGUGGCGGCCGCUUCGAGCUGUACGAAUGGCAGGCGGAGUGUCUCUGCCAGCUGGGUGUGCUGAUGGGUCGCAACCUGGUGUACUGCGCACCUACAAGCGGCGGCAAGUCCAUGGUGGCGGAGAUGCUGGGGCUCAGGCGCCUGCUUACCACAGCUGCACCCCCUCGCGGGAAGCCCUUCCUGUUGGUGCUGCCCUUCGUGGCGCUGUGUGCGGAGAAGGCGGAGGCGCUGGGGGCCCUGCUGGCGCCCUUGGGCAGGGGGGUCAACUGCGCGUACGGCGGUCAGCAGAACGGCAAGAUCAUACAGCCCGGAGUGGGCGCAAUCGUGGCCACCAUAGAGAAGGCCAACAUGCUCGUGAACAUCAUGUUGGAGGAGGACACGUUGGGGGAGCUGUCGGCGGUGAUAGUGGAUGAGCUGCAUAUGGUGGGUGAGGAGGAGCGCGGCUACCUCCUGGAGUUGCUGCUGACCAAGCUGCGGUUCGCCACCUCGGCGUCUGCGGGGGAAGGUGGUGGUGGUGGUGGCGGUGGUGGUGAGGCGGAGGAGGUGCCCUUCGACUGGACCGCCGUAGGGCCGUCGUACCUGCGUGAGGGGCUGCAGGUUAUCGGCAUGAGCGCCACCAUGCCCAAUGUGGACGUGGUGGCCACGUGGCUGGAUGCCGCAUUGUACUGCACCACUUUCCGACCCGUACAGCUGCAGGAGUACGUCAAGGUGGGUCGCCGCAUCCUGGACUCCAGCGGCGGCCUCAUCCGCGAGCUGGUCCCGGAUAAGGCCUGGGAGGACCGGGAUGCCGACCACGUGGCCCUGCUGACCGCGGAGACAGUGAGGGAGGGACACUCGGUGCUCAUCUUCUGUGCAUCCAAGAUCCUUUGCGAGAAGGUGGCGGACCACAUUGCACGUAUGCUGCAGAUCGGCCAGCGUGAGCCACCACCCGUCACUGCGGCUGCCGGAGGAGGCGGCGGAGGAGGCGGAGGUGCCGACGGCGCCAGCCCACCUCGUAACACCCGAGAGUCCUACGUGGGGGAGCUGCGGCGGCUGGCGGGUGCGGACCCCACACUGGCUGACUUGGUUGCCCGGGGGGUGGCUUAUCACCACGCAGGUCUGUCCAAUGAGGAGCGAGAUCUGGUAGAGGCCGCAUACAAGGCGGGAGCCAUCUCCGUGCUCACCGCCACCUCCACACUGGCAGCAGGGGUCAAUCUGCCAGCACGUAGAGUCAUAUUCAGACAUACAUACAUCGGCAAGCAGGACAACCCCAUCGACGCGACAAAGUAUCGGCAGAUGUCAGGUCGCGCGGGCCGUGCCGGUAUCGACACGGCGGGCGAGUCGUACCUCAUCUGCGAGCGCAACAAGCCGGUGGCGCCGCUGCUGGCGCUGAUGCAGCAGAAGGCCAGCGCCAUCGGGAGCUGCCUCACUGAGGCCCGAAAGGGCAUGAAGCGCGCGGUGCUGGAGGUAGUGGCCUCCGGGGCAGUGAGCAGCGGCGGCGACGUGAAGCGAUUCAUCGGCUGUACACUGCUGCACGCACAGUACGGCUUCCAAGCCGUAGCCAAAGCCACCAUCGCGGCGUUGCACUGGCUCAAAGACAACGGCUUUAUACGUGUUGAUGAGGGCUCCCUAAACUGGGGCCCCACUCCGUUCGGCAAGGCCACGUUGGCUAGCUCCAUGCCGCCCGAGGACGCGCUGGUGGUUCGUGCGGACCUGGAGCGCGCACGCAUGUCGCUGGUGCUGGCCACCGACCUGCAUGUCACGUACCUGGUUACGCCGAUAAAGGAGGACCUGCGGGUGGACUGGCAAAUCUACUUCGACUGGUUUGAGAAGCUGUCUCGAGUGGAUGCCCGAGUAGCGGAGCUGGUGGGGGUGGUGCCCGCCUACCUGGUCAAGUUGCGACAGGGCCAUCGCGGCGCCCGUGUCGGUGGUGGCGGUGGUGCUGCUGAUGCGGAGAAGGAGCGCAUCGCCCGGCGCUUCUUCGCUGCCAUGGUGCUCAACGACCUUAUACAGGAAGUGCCCCUGAAGGAGGUUGCGGAGAAGUACGGACUGGGCAAGGAGAAGGGCCCCCUGGAGGGGCUGCAGGAGCGAGCCGGUCGCUUCGCUGCCAUGGUGGCCGCUUUCUGUGAGCGGCUUGGCUGGGCAGACCUGGAGGUCAUCAUUGCCAAGUUCCAGAGCCGCGUGUGGUACGGUGUACGGCCGGAGGUGGUUGCGCUAACGGAAAUCCCGUACGUCAAGGGCCACCGCGCACGGCUGCUGUUCAAGGCGGGGCUGCGCACGCCUGAGGCGGUGGCGGGGUGCGAGCUGGAGAGGCUGAUCGAGAUUCUAUCCGCAGGAGCUCCUCGCAAUCCGGAGCACGAGGAGCAGCAGCGGCGGACGGAGCGCCGUGCCGCCCGAAUGAUCCUGCAGGGCGCCAAGGACCUCGUCAACCAAAAGGUACACGAGUUGAAAGAGCAAGCCAAGGCCCUGAGAGCCGCCUUGGAUCCCAGCGCCUCCCAGCAACACUCCGUGCCUCUGGAUGCUUCCCUAGCCCCACCGCAGCCACCGCCGCAGCCCCGCCAGCAGCAACAGCAGCCGCAGUCGCAGUCGCAGUUGCAUCCGGCGGCCGCGGAGGCUCUAGGGCGGCAGCAUGGCGGGCCGGUGGAAGAAACCCACCAUGUUGGCAGUACCGUCCCCGCCGCUGCCGCUGCGGCUGCGGCACCAACCGCUCUUGCGACUGCCAUGCCCGUUGAUGGUCGCUGUGGUAGUGGUAGUGGUGGUGGCAGCGGAGCGGCUGGGGCAGCGGAGCUUGGGGAUGGGUGUAUGGGCAAAGCAAGGCCUAGCGGCGCCACCCCUGUGCGGCCAACAAAGCAGCAGCGUCGGGAGGGCGGUGAUCAGCAGGGCCUUGACGCCGCUGAAACCGCUUCUACUACUCCUGCUCCUGCUCCUGUUCUUGCUGCUCCUGCGACGGCUGCUGUCUUGGCAGCUGAUGUUGCAGUUCAGGACCGUCAGCGGCCCGACGCCUUAGCAGCGCAAGGCCACACCUUCGGCCACACCGCUAUCCCCGUCACCCACGUCAGCGACGGACAGCUGCCGGACCACAAUGCCAGCUCGGCACUGGGCAAAUCCAUGAUGAUAACCAAGAGCACCGAAAUCAGCAGCAGCCGCAGCAGCCGCAGCAGCCAGAACAGCUUCGCCAUGAUCAGGAAAAGCAGCGUCGGUACCUUGGUCAACAAGGACAGCCGCAGCAGCACUACAACAACUACCAGCAGCAAACAAACCAUGCUGCUCCAGCAACAGCAAGAGCAGCAAUUGUCACGGGCCAUGGGAUCCGGCGGUGCCGGCAGCGGCGGUGGCGGCGGCGGCACACUGGCCACUGCCGGGCCGCCCGGGGCGCCCCCAAGUCCUCAAACCCGGUUUCCUUUGCUGCAUGUCCCGGGCUUCACCGUCCUCAAGACCACGACGGAAGUAGCUGCGGUCUGUGAACAACUGCGCCAAGUGGGAAUGUGGGGAUUCGCGCUGGACUUCGCGGACGGCUCCACGGUGCCGCCAUCUUCUGGUGCCGCCGGUGUAAUGGCGCUGCCCAGCGUGCCGCAGGUGGCGCUGGGGCGGGGCGUGAUGGUGAACAGCAUCGGCUUGCCGCUACAUUACGAUAUGGAGGAGCCGCUGGCGCUGGAUGCGGCCGGUGGUAGCGGCGGCAGCGGCGGCGGCGGCGGUUGCCGUCUGGAGGGUAUUUCCCUCUGUGCCUUCGAUGGCUGUGGCCUGUACGUGCCGUUGGUGGCGGCAACAGAGGUGGCAGCCGCCGAGCCUGCGACAGCAGCGGAACGCGCAGCCAGGGAGGCCGCUGCCGUACUAAGUGAAGUACGGCAGCUGCUGGCGCAUGCAGGUUCUACAAAGGUCACCUUCGAGUUGAAGCAGCAGCUCAUGCAUGCGAGAGCGGCGCUUGGAGCCGUGGCGAUGUCGGCUGCAGCGGCACCCGAGGGGCCAUUGCCGGCGGCGCCAGCAGCGGACUUACCUCUACUUGUUGGGGAUCCAGUCGUGGAUGUUCGAAUUUUGUUAUGGAUGCUCAAUCCAGAUGAUCCUGUGAACCUUCCUCGCGGCAAAUCCGGCAAACUGACCGCCACAAAGGGCUUAGAGGAGCGCAUGAAGCAGCCGGAGGUGUGCGGAACAAGCGGCCAUGCCAAGGCCCUAGGUGCGCUCCACUGCGCCGGUGCGGUAGUGCGGCAGCUCCCCACCCGGCAAGCGGACGCAUGUCGCCGGGCUGCCAUGGCGCGUCGUAUCUACCUGGAUAAGCUGCCAAAGCUGCAGUCUGAGGGUCUGUUGCGACCACUCCUGGAGGUGGAGAUGCCUCUGGUGCGUAUACUGGCGGCCAUGGAGGCCACCGGGGUGGCACUGGCGCCCCGGGUGCUCCGAGACCAGCGAGGGCCGCUGGAGGCCCGGCUGCGGCAGCUGGCGCAUAAGGCCCAUGUGGCAGCUGGUAUGACAUUUGACCUCAACAGCCCCAAGGACGUGUCGGAGGUGCUGUUCCAGCAUUUGAACCUGCAGCCGCCCCCCUGCGCUUUCACCAGCCACCACCAGAAACACCCCUCAACGAAGAANGAGGUUCUUGAGGAGCUCGAGGAGAGCACGCACCACCCCAUUCUGCGGUACCUUCUGGACUACCGCUCCUUACACAAGCUGCUGACGGGCUUUGUGGAGACGUUGUACAGCACAGCCCGGGGGCAGUUGUGUGGCAGCUGGUUGCACACCGCCACGGCUACGGGCCGCUUGUCCAUGGACGAGCCGAACUUACAGACCAUUCCGCGACCCGUGGAGUACUGCUUCCAGCUGAGCCAGGAGGAAUCCCCCCGUGCCACGACGGAGAUGGCGGUGGGGGUGGCGGGUGCGGAGGGCCAAGUACCACCGCUGCAACCGCUACAACCUGCACAAGGGGAUGGCGGGGAGGAGGCAGGCGGUGGCGGCGGUGGUGGUGGAUGUCGUACGGUCGUACGGAUGCAUUUUAACCUACGAAAUGCGUUCGUGGCACCGCCGGGCCACGUCAUUCUGACAGCGGACUACAAGCAAAUUGAGCUGCGUCUGAUGGCGCACUUCUCCGGGGACAGUGCGCUGUGUGACCUGCUCCGGAACCCAGCCCAGGACCCCUUCACGCUGCUGGCGGCGGAGUGGAAGAGGUUGUCCGUGGAGCAGGUGACGCCCGAGGUGCGCGUGCAGGCCAAACGCCUAGCUUACGGCAUGCUGUACGGCAUGGGUACGAGCACGCUGGCUGCGGAGUUGGGUGUGUCUGUGCAUGAGGCUGCGGAGUUGUCGGACAACUUCCGUAGAGCCAUUCCCGGCGUGGACAGAUGGAUGAAGGAGGUAGUUGAGCAGUGUCGGAGUUGUGGCUACAUUGUGACGCUGAUGGGCCGUCGUCGCUACUUCCCCCGGAUCAACGAACGGAGCUGUAAGGAGGCGCGGAGUCAGCGGGCGCAGUCUGAGCGCCAGGCCAUCAACAGUGUGUGCCAGGGCAGUGCGGCGGACCUGGUCAAGGCGGCCAUGAUCAGCCUGACACGGAGGAUACGGGAGGAGGGCUGGGCAGGCAGGGCGAGAUUGGUGCUCAUGGUACACGACGAGCUGGUUCUUGAGGUUGAGACGGGGUUGCUGCCGGCUAUGGCUGCACUCACUCGUGAUGUGUUGGAAGGGGAGGAACGCAACGAAUUCAUUCCCAGCAUUCCCGAUCCGACCAACAGCCGGUAAAACACCAGCCACGCAUUACAAACGGACCGACUGUCGCCAGCGACAUGCAACAGAACACGGCGCGGCAAAGUUUCCUUAAGACCACAAAUCGGUCACAGCCUUGGCCCACUUCCUGGCCCUUCCUGCACAAGCUACUCUCGACGCAGCACCAACCUAAACCGACCAAAAACUUGGGGCUCAACACGGCAUCCAAACAUCGUAGGCUCUGGACUGAACGCAUCAAAUCAAACAUUACGGUGCAUUCGAAUUUGUCGGAGAGGAAAAAUAUAUUAAAUACAGUAUUAUUAUCGCAGCGCCGCGCCGGAAAACGCGCCUUCCUCACACAUCUCUCUUAAUAGCCUCCCCGAGGCGUCCACUCAUCAUCGCACACCGCAUAGGUCGUCCAGUGGCCCCCCUCCAUCCACACAUACAUCACUCAGCGCGAGUCGUCGUCGCCUCCGCCGCCCCCACCACUACCUCCCCAUCGGCAGCCACCGCCUACUCCGCUGCCGCCACCACAACAUCUGUCCCCGCGCCAC
Molecule: messenger RNA, 8729 nt
Organism: Volvox carteri f. nagariensis
Lineage: Eukaryota; Viridiplantae; Chlorophyta; Chlorophyceae; Chlamydomonadales; Volvocaceae
Exons: 36
Coding region: 1-8211 (2736 amino acids)
Biological process (GO): DNA-templated DNA replication; double-strand break repair
Molecular function (GO): DNA-directed DNA polymerase activity; DNA binding; ATP binding
Source: RefSeq, a predicted model, not a curated record